Papaver somniferum (opium poppy) is the source of this 2020-nucleotide messenger RNA. RefSeq names its product heat shock protein sti1 homolog. The transcript has 8 exons. Gene Ontology annotation, molecular function: protein binding. The record is from RefSeq and is a predicted model, not a curated record. NCBI's taxonomy places the organism in Eukaryota, Viridiplantae, Streptophyta, Magnoliopsida, Ranunculales, Papaveraceae. Bases 1302 to 1796 code for a protein of 164 amino acids.
UCCGUAUCAAAACCCUAAUUUUCUUUCGCAGAUUCUUCUUCUUCUUUAGAAUACUAAUCGCAACGUUUUUGUUUCCUCUUCUUCUUUACAGGCACAAUCCUUCUCAAUGCUGCUAAACAAGGGGACCUCGAACUACUCAAAAAAUCUGCAUCGGAACUAGACAGUGUACUUGGAGAUGGAUUACCAGCGGUCCUUGGGAAUACGAAAGAUGGAGAUGAUAGAAGUGCUCUUCACUAUGCUGCUGUUGGUGGGAAAUUAUUGAUUGAAAAGAUUGAAUUUGAUAUAGAUGUCAAAGGCAAUUCAGAUAUUAACUAAUUGAAAUUCAAUGGUUUUUGGUGUUUUAAUUCCUUGAUGUAGUUACAAAUUGUUUAUAUAUUAGUACCAGAUUCAAUUCUUGGAGAAUCGUAGGUGCCCGUAGGAGUGUUGGUUGGUGGUGGCAGGCGGCCAAUUAUCCCUGUUGUUGCUGCUGGUCUUGGUGGGUUGUGGUUGUUUUUUGUGUGCUGGUGGUGGCGUUUGUGGUGCUGGUUGGUGGUUCUGGUGUUGCGUCCAGGCUAUUUGCGCAAUUAUCCUUGUAAUUAGGCAAUUAGUGUACCAGAGUUUGUUCAAGAGAAAAAAUUGAUGUGUAUUUUUUGUUGAUAGAUUGUGGUGUAGGGUGGUCUUGCUUGCUGGUGUGGUGGUUGUGGCCAACUAUAUGUUGUUGUAUCUUCGGUUUUGUCCUGUUGAUAAUGGUAAUAAAAUGGGAUGGUCUUUAAGUAGGUAAGUGUGAUGGUGGUUUUACAUUCAAUAUUAGGUCUUUAAGUAGCACACUGCUUAGUGGGUUAAUUCACCCACUUUAAUGGUAAGAAAAGGCGGUGUGAGUAUAUGAACACAUUCUGAAUUUUGAACCUUUAGUACUCAUUGAAGUUAAGGUAGAAAGUAUGAAUUAAUGAGUGGUGAUGUAUUACAUUUACAGGUAAGACUCCCCUGUGCUGUGCAGCUAUGGAAAGGGGUUUCUCCACUGUAAUGUGUCUGCGUAAAAUGGGCGCUAAUCCUGAAGUAGCAGAUGAUUCAAAUAUGACUCCAUUGCAUCAUGCCGCGAAGAAUGGACAUAAAGAAUGCAUAAGCGCGUUAGAGUUUAAUGUCGGUAUUAAGAACAUAGAUGUUUCAAAUGAUUUUGGCUCACCGCUGCAAUAUGCUUGCGCUUAUGCCCAAGACGAUACGGUUAAGCUGCUUCUGCUGCAUUACAAAGCCAAUGCGAGUAGCAUUCAUUUUUCAUCUUGAACAGCCUAAUAUGAUCUUUAAUGAGGUGACUAUUCCACUUCAUGCAUCCAUUGGUUCUCAUUCUUGGGAAUGCGUGGAGCACUUACGGAAGGCUGGUGCUGAUCCAAAUUAAUGGUGGACCAGAUGGAUUAAAACCUUUGCUACUUGCAGCUGAACGGGAAGAAAGACAAAUCAUCAAGCUGCUGGUUAAAGCUGGUGCAGAUCCAAAUGUUAUGAAUAUUAUGAUUAUUCAUAAAAAGAAGGAGAUUUUUCCUGACUCAAAAUCAAGGGGCACAAGUGCAUUCCGGAGGAAGGAGUACCGGCUAGCAGUAUAUUGGUACACACAGGCUCUUGAAGUUCGUCCUAGUGAUGCACCUGCACUAUCCAACAGGAGUUUAUGCUAUGUUUAUUUGAAUAAAAGAGAUGAUGCCUUGAAAGAUGCUGAACGAUGUGUGCUGGCAAAGGCAGGCUGGCCAAAGGCUCCUUAUAGAAAAGGAGUAGCACUCAAACUACUAAAUGGAGGUUUCUUUAACCAGGGUGAAGUCUGCCAUUGCUAACCAGUCUGUCGUAUGAUUAGUAUUGUCCACUUGAGAUCGCAAGGCAAGUAGUUGAUACAUGUUCUGUAAAAAGUUAGGAUCAAUCUCUUAAAAAUUCCUGUAAAAUCUUAACUAGUCUUAGAGAGUAUGACAGUGUAGACACUAGUGCAGUGGGGUUUCUUAGUAUCUAUUACCUCUUGUUCAAAAAUCAAGACUGCAAAAUUUUGCAAGUCUUUUUCCUCCAA